Pleurotus ostreatus (oyster mushroom) is the source of this 2241-nucleotide messenger RNA. RefSeq lists its product as uncharacterized. Bases 1 to 2241 code for a protein of 746 amino acids. Lineage: Eukaryota; Fungi; Basidiomycota; Agaricomycetes; Agaricales; Pleurotaceae. The transcript is spliced from 4 exons. The record is from RefSeq and is a predicted model, not a curated record.
AUGUCACUUUCCCCGCUCCAAUCACCUCCAGCACUUCUCAUUCCUCCACCCAUCGAGUAUUUGCCGCAGCCAGAAAGCUCUGAUACAUCACGGAAUACAUCUUCGGAGCGCAAGCAUAGCCCUCUUCGCAAACGAAACAAGAAGGCCAGCGCAGAGUUUGCACGUCUCUUGACCCAAGGACUCGAAGGCAGUGAGGUCCGGAAUUUACAAAGGGUGCUGAAUACCGUGAAUGAACAAUUGAGGGUGGAGAAGGCUAGGGCAGACGAGGCCGAGAAGAAGGUUUUUGAGGUGCUGGUACAACUGAGAAGAAUAAAUGACGAGAAGAACGCAGCCUUGCGGGAAGCCGCUACCGCCAAAGAGAAUGUUAAUCAAUAUAAGCUUCGCUUGGAGCAAGCUCAGAAUGAGAUAUUUAGGGCCCAGGAUAUUCUGAAGAUUGUAGACGGGCAAAGACUCGAGGCCGAGAAGAUGGCUGCUAAGGACCGAAGUACUGCGCAUAAGCUUCGCGAGGAGAAUCUAGUAUAUCUAGCGAGAGAGGAAGGGAGAAAGCAGGGAAUGAAGGAAGGUUUUGAGCGCGGCAGAGAUAUGGGGUAUCAUGAAGGUUACGCACGUGGCCAUUCUGCAGGGAGGUAUGAAGAUGACGAGGAGGAAGAAGAGUAUUAUGAUACCGGAGAUGAAGCCGACAUGUCACCCUUGUCCGACGAAUCGCAGGAAUACGACGACCCACCACCUCCACCACCUCGCGAUCGCAAUGUCCGUGCGUCGUCGGUGCCACCUGUGCCUAUCCCUCCACCGUCCAACAGUGGAAGCAAUUCACGGCCUACCCCCAGACGAAGUGGUGUUCUUUCGCCCGACAUUCCAAUACAUGUUCCGCCAGAAAGCGACAUCCCACUUUCUGGUCGGGACUCCUACAUUCAUCUCCCACCUCCGCACGAAUAUAAUCGCCCCCCGACGAUGCCUCCCGUGUCGUCACCUCGUCCUUCGAGUCGCGGGGCAGGGGACGAAACGCCUCUCCGAGUGCCUCCCCCAGAGAGCGUGCGCUCUCGUCGGUCAGUUCGCUCCAUGCGAUCGAUGGAUCGAAUUCGCCCAUCUUCACCUGAGUCCAACUCCACAACCAUUUCACAAUUAGAGAUGGUAAACCAUCCUGGUUCCUCUUUCGGCCGUAGUCCCAUGAGUAUCAUCCCUGAAGUCCUCAGUGCCCAAGCUAGCCCCAAUCCCAGCACUCUGCGCGAAGCUUCAAGUAAACCUUCUAUCCGCACUCCUGCUAUAUCAGUGACUCGAGUUCCACCCUCGCCUCGCACAGCUAUGGCCAACCUGGCGGAAUUGGAACAGGUUGCAAUGAGAGGCGUUUACACGCGGACACGUUCGAACUCUAGCUCUUCACAAUCAUCCAGUGCCAAGAAAUCUCGAGCUCCCUCGGGUGACCGGCGUAACAGUCAGGCUUCAAUGAACACGGUACCCGAUAUUAAUAUUGAGCCGCCGUCCCGACCCCCAUCUAUGACUCGCAGGUCAAGCUCUGAGAUACAGGCUCCUCCCCGUCGCAUGGGUGAUCUGCUUAGCCCAGAAGAUGCUAACCGUAUUCGAGUGCUUCCACCAGAAUCAUCGACUGCACGGAACUCCGCUCCUUCUUCUACGCCCUCCAAUCCUCCGGCAGCAGCAUCCGCUGAGGGUGCGACCCCCAUCGUGCUGCCGGAUGGACAGUUGCCUCCCUUUUUCGUUGCUACUACAUUCACCCCCGCGGUACCUCAACACGAUCUCCUCCCUCCUCUUUUUGAGGCGUCUGGGGGCACUGGCUCAGGAAUGCCUGGCGGACUCGACUACCCUGAGGGCGGCGCUCCAGUGAUACCUGAUGGGUCGCUUCGCAGAGGCAAUGUCGAAGAAUCUACUAGCAGUUCGUCCUCUGACAGCCUCGAUAGUGACGCAAAUACGUUGACUACGCCACCUCCUCGUUCACGCACACCUCUGACCAGCUACACCGGGACGUCUCGGCUAAGUGCUGCGGGUGUACCACUGCCUCCGUCUACUGUGAGCGGGACCCCCAGAACGAAUGUCAGUUACUUGUACAAUCCAGCACCUAGUGCUGCGGGUGUGCCAUUGCCUCCGUCUACUGUGAGCGGGACCCCCAGAACAAGUGCUAGCUAUUUGUACAACCCAGCACCUGACUCGGAGGCCCCCUCGAGGACUGUGAAGAGGGCUCCUUCGAAAGCCUCAACAGUUCGCACGAGCCGCAGCAGUCGGAGGUGA